Messenger RNA from Anolis carolinensis (green anole), 2092 nucleotides. RefSeq names its product fibrinogen gamma chain (gene fgg). Gene Ontology annotation, cellular component: fibrinogen complex. The record is from RefSeq and is a predicted model, not a curated record. Gene Ontology annotation, biological process: platelet activation; protein polymerization; blood coagulation. Gene Ontology annotation, molecular function: signaling receptor binding. Bases 107 to 1417 code for a protein of 436 amino acids. The transcript has 9 exons. Lineage: Eukaryota; Metazoa; Chordata; Lepidosauria; Squamata; Anolidae.
UUCUUAAGCUGCCGCUGUGCAAUUCAAGAGGCAAGACCAGACCUUGGAAGCCCACAGCAGGGCAUUGAUUAAGCACUGACUUCAGCGUUCGGAGCUCACAGAUACAAUGAGACCAAAGUUCAACACCUGGUUGGCUCUUCUGUCUUCUCUCUUUUUCACUUGUACUGCAUAUGUUGCCAGCCAGGAUAACUGCUGCAUCCUAGAUGAACGAUUUGGUAGCUUUUGCCCCACAACAUGUGGCAUAGCAGCCUUCUUAAGCACAUAUCAACCUGAGGUAGACCGAGAUCUCCAGAUCCUUGAACGCACUUUACAGCAUGUCUCCAACGAUUCAUCGUUAACAGAACAUUUGAUGCAGCAGAUAAAACAAGUUCACACCCCAAACCCCUCCACUCAGCCAAAUGUGAUUCCAGGUUACACUCAAAAGUCUAGAGAAAUCAUUGAUGAAAUCAUCAGAUAUGAAAAUGUUAUUGUGGGCCAUGAAAAUACAAUACAACAACUGACAGACAUAAUCAUAUCAAAUAAUAACAACAUCCAACAGCUAAAGCAGAAGACUGCUCAGCUUGAGGCACAGUGUCAGCAGCCAUGUAGAGACACUGUCCAGAUACAGACUUUAAGUGGAAAAGAUUGCCAAGACAUUGCAAACAAAGGUGGCAGACAAAGUGGUCUCUAUUUCAUCAAACCUCUAAAAGCCAAAGAAGAAUUCCUGGUGUAUUGUGAAAUUGAUACUCUAGGCAAUGGAUGGACAGUUUUCCAGAGGAGACUUGAUGGCAGCGAAGAUUUUAAUCGAAACUGGGUUCAAUAUAAAGAAGGAUUUGGACACCUGUCACCCAAUGACCAGACAGAAUUCUGGUUGGGAAAUGAAAAGAUUCAUUUAGUAACCACUCAAUCUAAUAUUCCAUAUGUUUUGCGAAUAGAGCUCGAAGACUGGAGUGGCCAAAAAAGCUAUGCAGACUAUGCCCACUUCAAAGUGGGAAGUGAACUAGACAAGUACCGUUUGACCUAUGCCUUCUUUGUUGGAGGGGAUGCCGGAGAUGCCUUUGAUGGUUUUGAUUUUGGUGAUGAUCCAAGUGACAAGUUCUUUACCUCCCACAAUGGCAUGCAGUUCAGCACACAUGACAAUGACAAUGACAGAUAUGAUGACAACUGUGCUGAGCAGGAUGGAUCCGGUUGGUGGAUGAACAAAUGUCAUGCAGCUCACCUCAAUGGCAAAUAUUACAAAGGUGGCAGUUACACUGAGAAAGAUGCAGGUCCAGGAGGACAUGACAAUGGUAUUACUUGGGCAACCUGGCGUUCUCGGUGGUAUUCCAUGAAGAAAACAGUGAUGAAAAUCAUUCCAUUCAGUCGGCUUUCAUCAGUAUCAGGACAGCAAAUUGGAGGAGUAAAAGAAGUUGGACUAGGAAAUCGAGGAGACAUUUAGAAAAAUAAGAAGCGAUAAUGAAACUCACUGUAAAUUUAGGCAAAGGCAACUCUAUAUCUUAACAAUGUCUCAAUAUCACACAAGUCUCUUACGGAAACUGUUCUCAGCACUAUGAGAUCUGAACAACAUGAGUUAUUGUACUGGUCUCUGAUGAAACUCUUCUCAGAUUUUAACUUUCCCAUUGAAAACAAAUCACAAUAUCAUUUUUUUAAAAAAACAUAAAAGACAAAUACAUGAUUGUUGUCUCAUUUUAAAAAAGACCUAAAUUGUAUCACAAAUAUGUGAAACUUGCUGCCAUAUCAUGUAGCAGUGGCCACUCACUUGAAUGGAUUUAAAGAUGUAUUAAGCCAGUGUUCCCCAGCUUUGUCUCUCCAGAUAUUUCUGUACUAUAUAUCCCAGAAUUCUGGGAAUUACAAUCCAAUAACAUCCGAUAAAUCUCUGAAUUAGACAAAUUCAUGGGAUUGGUUCCAGACAUGGUGUAGGAUCUUCACAUGGUGUAGGAUCCUCACAUACUCAGAUAAUUUUAAAACUGAUGGGACUGUAAAGGUGUAAAAUAUCCCCUUUGUUUUGUUUGCCAAUGGGAUAUUAUGUAUUGCAUAAACCCAAGUAUGUAUCACAAAUGUACAAUGUUGUAUUGGAAAAAUAGAUGGCUCACAAGUUCAGGUUUAUAACUAA